ACAUGCAAGUCAAGGCGUUGAUUCUGAUCUCCCUGGGAUUAUUGUCGCUGGUUGGAGCCCAGCAGGAGUAUCCGGCAACGGAAGUAAAGAAAUGCUCUGGAAACAAACCCUUUCCGCUGGAAGUGCGUGUUCAUAACUGUGUAACUCCGCCGUGCCAGAUUGUCAAGGGAUCUGUACAGAAAUUCGAGAUUGACUUUGCUGUGGAUAAGUACAUCACCAAGCUGACGACCCUGGUAAAGGCCACCACCCUUGGAAUUAUCACAGUGCCUUAUGAACUGCCAGAGGAUGUGGCUGCCGUUUGCCCGAAUCUGCAGUACGGAGCCUAUUGCCCACUCUAUGCCACUGAGGAUGUCUCCUAUCUGUUCACCUUUCCCAUCGGUGAAUAUCCCGAGAUCGGUGUGAAGAUCGAGAUCUAUCUGGUGGAUCAGGAUAAUGAGAUUGCCACGUGCUUCGUGUGCGACAUCAAGGUCGUUAAGGGCAAUGGCGGCAAUACGGUCUACGAACUGGACUAUCUAAACUAAAGUUUGUGACCGAAAUUCUUCAUCAAUUGGCUUAAAUUUUCUGUGAUAUACCAUACGUUUUUUAUUCCAAAACAAAAAUCCAUCGCUGAGCUCACCAACGAUGUCUCAUGAAUAUUUAAUAAAAUUUUAAAAGCA
This is a messenger RNA of Drosophila eugracilis, 656 nucleotides long. RefSeq lists its product as uncharacterized. Lineage: Eukaryota; Metazoa; Arthropoda; Insecta; Diptera; Drosophilidae. Gene Ontology annotation, biological process: intracellular cholesterol transport. The record is from RefSeq and is a predicted model, not a curated record. Bases 3 to 521 code for a protein of 172 amino acids. Gene Ontology annotation, molecular function: sterol binding. The transcript is spliced from 2 exons.